This is a messenger RNA of Ostreococcus lucimarinus CCE9901, 363 nucleotides long. RefSeq lists its product with no specific name. Bases 1 to 363 code for a protein of 120 amino acids. Lineage: Eukaryota; Viridiplantae; Chlorophyta; Mamiellophyceae; Mamiellales; Bathycoccaceae. The record is from RefSeq and is a predicted model, not a curated record. The transcript has a single exon.
AUGGACGUCGACGACGCGUCGGGCGUCGUCGUCGUGACGUGGACGCCGGGCCCGAGCGCGGGACGGCACAACCUCGAGGAGGAGGAGCACGUCGUGAGCGCGCGGUUUCGCGACGGGGCGUGCGAGGAGGCGCUGCGAGGGACGGCGUGCGAUGGAUGGAUGGACGUGCACGUCGGGACGGGGCGACGGUUCGAGAUGACGGUGCCGGAGGGGGCGAGGGGGACGCUGGAGGCGCGGUGCCGAGCGGAGAACGCGGCGGGCGCGAGCGCGUGGGUGACGGCGCGAAGGAUCCGGGGAGAGGACGAGGGCGAACGCGAGUGGGGGGGGCAGUGGGGGAAAGGCGUCGAUCGACGCGAGCGUUAG